Messenger RNA from Engraulis encrasicolus (European anchovy), 3996 nucleotides. RefSeq names its product golgi glycoprotein 1a (gene glg1a). The record is from RefSeq and is a predicted model, not a curated record. Lineage: Eukaryota; Metazoa; Chordata; Actinopteri; Clupeiformes; Engraulidae. Bases 64 to 3519 code for a protein of 1151 amino acids. Gene Ontology annotation, molecular function: fibroblast growth factor binding. Gene Ontology annotation, cellular component: Golgi membrane. The transcript has 27 exons.
UAGCCUACCUGCUGCCUCCUGUUUCCAGUCGCCUGCCUCGGCUCCUCUGGCUAGUUACUGAAGAUGGCGGCGUACAGACGUGUACAUUCUCUGCUGCUGUCGCUGUCCCUGUGUUUAUAUGUGUGUGUAGUUCAGUCAGGGAAAACCCCGAAUGGCGGUGGGAAUGGGAAUGCGGAGACCGCCGGUAGCCCCCAGAACCAGGGCUCUCUCCCUGCUGGUGCUGCCGCGGUGGCGAAUGCAGUUCCCGGGGCUGUGGCAGCAGCCGCUCAGCAGCAGCAGCAGCCACCACCGCGACGCACCACCGGUUGGAAACUGUCAGAAGAGGAGGCCUGUCGGGAGGAUCUCUUACGGCUUUGUCCGAAUAAGCACUCCUGGUCUAACAACCUAGCCGUGCUGGAAUGCCUGCAGGACCACAAAGAGGACCAAGAGUUGGCUCCAGACUGCAAUCAUCUCCUGUGGAACUAUAAGCUGAACUUAACGACGGACCCCAAGUUUGAAUCGGUGGCACUGGAGGUCUGCAAGAGCACCAUUGUGGAGUUAAAGGAAUGUGCCCAGGAGGAGAAGGGUAAAGGCUUCCUGGUGUCCUGCCUGGUGGAUCACCGUGGUAACAUCUCUGAGCUGCACUGCAGCCAGUACGUUUCCAAGAUGGCCUCCAUCAUCUUCAGCGAUUACAGACUGAUAUGUGGAUUCAUGGACAAGUGUAGGGACGACAUCAACACGCUACACUGUGGCAGCAUUAACACCGGCGAGAAGGACGUGCACUCCCAGGGCGAGGUGAUCUCGUGCCUCGAGAAGGGUCUAGUUUCCGAGGCGGAGGAGGGUGGUGCGCGCGGAGGGAUCCGUGACGAGUGUAAGAAGGCCAUCAUGCGCGUGGCGGAGCUCUCCUCAGAUGACUUCCACCUGGACCGACACCUCUACUUUGCCUGCCGAGACGACCGAGAACGCUUCUGCGAAAACAUUGCAGCAGGGGAGGGUCGUGUCUACAAGUGUCUCUUCAACCACAAGUUUGAGGAGAGCAUGUCAGAGAAGUGCAGGGACUCGUUGGCAACGCGUCAGAAGCUGAUCGUGCAGGACUACAAGGUGAGCUAUUCGCUGGCUAAGGCGUGUCGUGCGGAUCUGCGUAAGAAUCGCUGUAACCAAGACACCAACAUGCCCCGCGCCAGAGAAGCCAAACUCUCUUACCUGCUACUCUGCCUGGAGUCAGUGCUGCACAGAGGGCGUGCGGUGAGUGGAGAUUGCCAGGGUGAAAUGCUUGACUAUCGUCGCAUGUUACUGGAAGACUAUUCGCUAAGCCCAGAGAUCGUUCUUCACUGUCGAGGGGAGAUUGACUCUCACUGCGGAUUCCACCAGAAGGGACGAACGCUACACUGCCUCAUGAGGGUACUGAGGCAAGACAAGAACCCUGUGGACAGCCUGUGUCAGAAAGCACUCCAGAGCCUGGUGCAGGAGGCUGAUCCCGGAUCAGACUAUCGCAUUGACCGCGCGCUCAAUGAGGCCUGUGAAUCAGUCAUUCAGACAGCCUGCAAACACAUACGCAACGGAGACCCUAUGGUGUUGUCUUGUCUGAUGGAGCAUCUCUAUACAGAGAAGAUGGUGGAGGACUGUGAACUCCGACUACUGGAACUGCAAUACUUCAUAUCCAGGGACUGGAAGCUGGACCCUCUGCUCUAUCGUAAGUGCCAGAAUGACGCAUCGCGAAUCUGCCACACGCACGGUUGGAAUGACACCAGCGAGAGCAUGCCACUGGGAGCCGUCUUCUCAUGUCUCUAUAGACACGCAUACAGGACUGAAGAGCAAGGGAGACGGCUGUCUCGCGACUGCCGUACGGAAGUUCAGCGGAUUCUCCACCAGAGGGCGCUAGACGUGAAACUGGAGCCUGAGCUGCAGAGGAGGUGCAUGCCUGACCUGGGGAAGUGGUGUUCAGACAGGACUGAAGCAGGACAGGAGUUGGUGUGUCUACAGGAUCAUCUAGAUGACGUGGGGCCCGACUGCAAGGAGGUGGUGGGGAACCUCACAGAACUGGAGUCAGAGGAUAUCCAGAUCGAUGCGCUGCUGAUCCGUGCCUGUGAGCCCGUCAUCCAGUCACACUGCCACGACGUGGCUGAUAAUCAGAUUGAUUCAGGAGACCUGAUGGAGUGUUUGGUGUUGAAUAAACACCAGAAGGAGAUGAACGACAAGUGCAGCGUUGGAGUCACACACUUCCAACUGAUCCAGAUGAAGGAUUUCCGCUUCUCCUACAAGUUCAAGAUGGCCUGCAAAGAGGACGUGCUCAAGCUCUGCCCAAACAUCAAGAAGAAGGUUGAUGUUGUCAUCUGUUUGAGUACUACAGUGCGUAAUGAUACUCUUCAGGAGGCCAAGGAGCAGAGAGUGUCAGUCAAGUGCCGACGGCAGCUCAAGGUUGAGGAGCUGGAGAUGUCGGAAGAUAUCCGUCUGGAGCCCGACCUCUUUGAUAACUGCAAGAACGACAUCAGGAGGUGGUGCCAGAACGUUCCCUAUGGUAACGCACAGGUUAUCGAGUGUUUGAAGGAGAAUAAGCGUCAGCUGGGCCAGAGGUGUCACCAGCGCGUCUUCAAGCUGCAGGAGACUGAGAUGAUGGACCCAGAACUGGACUUCCAACUCAUGAGGAUAUGCAAACAGAUGAUCCGGCGGUUCUGUGCGGAGGCGGAUGCCAAGAGUAUGCUUCAGUGUCUGAUUCAGAAUAAGAACGGCGAGCUCAUGGACCCCAAAUGCAAACAGAUGAUCACCAAGCGGCAAAUCACCCAGAACACAGAUUUUCGCCUGAAUCCCGUGCUUCGCAAGGCGUGUAAGGCCGACAUCCCCAAGUUCUGCCAGAGCGUCCUCAAUAAGGCCAGAGACGACAACGAGCUCGAGGGACAAGUUAUAUCCUGCCUGAAGCUGAAAUACGCAGACCAGCGUCUGUCGACUGACUGUGAGGAUCAGAUCAGAGUGAUUCUGCAGGAGUCAGCACUGGACUACAGGCUAGACCCCCAGCUACAACUACAGUGCACUGAAGAGAUAACGCUGCUGUGUGCGGAGGAGGUGGCGGCUCAGGAACAAACAGGUCAAGUGGAGGAGUGUCUGAAGGCCAACCUACUGAAGAUCAAACACGAAGGAUGCAAAAAGGAGGUGUUGAACAUCCUUAAGGAGAGUAAGGCGGACAUCUUUGUGGAUCCUGUUUUGCAUACAGCCUGCGCUCUGGACAUCAAACACCAGUGUGCAUCCAUACCCCCUGGCAAGGGCCGACAAAUGUCUUGUCUGAUGGAGGCUCUGCAGGAUAAAAGAGUUCGUCUGCAGCCAGAAUGCAAGAAGAGACUCCAGGAUCGCAUAGAUAUGUGGAGCUAUGCAGCCAAGGCGGCCCCUGCGGAGGGUUUUUCGGAGUUGGCGGGCGAGGUGCUGUCCUCUCCUGCUAAGACGUACCUGCUCUCCAUGCUGGGCCUCAGCGUGUCUCUGCUGUUCCUACUGGGCCUGUUGUGUGGACGCAUCACCAAGAGAGUCACGCAGCAGCUUAAAGACAGGUAGAGGGAGGAUCGAUACGAAUACCCCCUCUACGCACGCACGCACGCACGCACGCACGCACAUGCACACACACACACACACACACACACGCACACAGCAGCUCCAGGCCAGAAAGCACCCUAAAAAAUCAUCUCAAUACCCCUCAGAGCACUGAUGCGUUGUAAUCACACACACACACACACACACACACACACACACACACACACACACACACACACACACACACACACACACACACACACACAGAGGUGAUGGAGGAGGAAGAAGAUGAGGAGUCCAGAGGGUGCUGCACCGUGAUGCUGCCAUGACAUGACUGGCCACCAGGGGUCUCUGCAACAUCCAUCGCACCAUCACACCAUUGCAGUGUGUUAAAACCAGUACAAGUCAAUGGGCUCUUUCCAUUAUCCUGAAUCCCAUCCUCAGGCCUCAGGCACAUACACACACACACACACACGCACGCACACACACACACACACACAC